GAGAGGCUGAGCGUUCCCUAGCAGGACUGCAGUGCACGCCGCCUGCCUGGCUGCAUUGUGCGCUCGUGGGAUGGGGCGGCUGGCUGGAGGCGGGGGUCUGGCCAUUGAACCGGUGCCUUUUUCUUCCGGGUACAAGGAGAACCUAUCCCCAAGAAAUCCGCAUGUUUGAGGCUCUUCCUCUGCAAUGGAAUCCUGGCCUGUGCUGGCCUGGGCCCUGCUCCUUAGCCUGUUUGCUGAUUGCCUGAAAGUAAUUCAAGCCCGAGACUUUACGGUGAAAGAUAUUGUCUACCUUCAUCCUUCAACCACUCCAUAUCCUGGUGGAUUCAAAUGUUUCACCUGUGAACAAGCAGUAGACAACUACGAAUGCAACCAGUGGGCUCCAGAUAUCUAUUGUCCAAAAGACACAAGAUACUGCUAUACGCAACACAUACUGGAAGCUAAUGGAAAUAGCGUAUUGGUUACUAAGCGUUGUGUAGCGCUGGAACAUUGCCUGUCUACAGGAUGCGUAGAUCUCCCCCAUGAAGGACGUAAGGUCUGCACUUCUUGCUGUGAAGGAAACAUCUGCAACUUGCCAUUACCCAGAAAUGCUAGUGAUGCAAUAUUUGCAACAACUACCCCCAUAAAUCACACACAGAGACAUUUCCAAAGUGCAUCAGUAACAAUGUUGUGUCUCCUGUUCAUCUUCGCUACGUAGAUGUCUUAGGAUAAGGAGCCAGUUAUACACCAGGGAAAGCAAUCAAGGAUGAAAAUAUUUAUGUAUACAUAUUUGACCUUAAUUUAAUAUAUGUUAAAUAGUUGUUUUUUUAAAAAACUUUACUUUUUUAGUGACAUUUUAGCUUUGGUUCAUUCAAAAGCCAUAGGGCAGCACCCUAAGUUAGUCAUGACUAAAUCUCAUUUAUAUUAAUGGGACUUUAGUCAUCACUAAUUCAUCUGAUAAUUUGGUUGCUGCUUAUAGUUUCUGGUCUGUACGUUUAUAAUUUGAAAGCAGGGGAAGUUUGUUGCAAUUCUGAUAUUUUGAAGGGAAUUGCUUUUGUAGUCAUCAAAGAAUAUGUGGUCAUUUAAAUAUUUGAUUGAAAGAAUAUAUCCUUCAUUAAGAAAAUGUAUCUGAAGUUGUGCAGUCACAAUAAUUCCAGUUGAGCAAGAGAGCGUCAGGUUAGAAGCUCAGCUGAGCCAUCAAAAGUCCACUAAAUAGGCUUUCGAUGGAUCAGCUGACAGCCCUAAAGAAAUACUAGUUGAUGAAUUAUAUUGGUUUUAACAUUCUGCAUAAAUGUGCAUAUAAAUAAAAUAAUGAUUUUGAUCAAGAAA
Hemicordylus capensis (graceful crag lizard) is the source of this 1305-nucleotide messenger RNA. RefSeq names its product LY6/PLAUR domain containing 6 (gene LYPD6). Bases 185 to 694 code for a protein of 169 amino acids. The record is from RefSeq and is a predicted model, not a curated record. Gene Ontology annotation, biological process: positive regulation of canonical Wnt signaling pathway. Lineage: Eukaryota; Metazoa; Chordata; Lepidosauria; Squamata; Cordylidae. Gene Ontology annotation, molecular function: acetylcholine receptor inhibitor activity. The transcript has 5 exons.